Molecule: messenger RNA, 833 nt
Organism: Amoebophrya sp. A25
Lineage: Eukaryota; Dinophyceae; Syndiniales; Amoebophryaceae
Source: the annotation of a GenBank genome assembly
AAGAAUUAUGCCCAGUGUACUUACUAACCAUUAUCCCUUUAUAUUUUUUGAGCUACUAGGGGACAUCGUAGGCGCCGUGCCGAACAAAUUCAAAUCACCAGUAAUACGAGAUACGUAGGUGUUUGUUAAUGGCGGACUCUUUCUGAUUGCGUUUGUCCAUGCAAUACUCUGCUAGAAACUUUUCUUUCUAUCAUUUGUUCCUCGGCCACUGUCUCCUAUUGUAAGGCACAUAGAAGAUUCGAAGUAGUUUCUAAAAAAUGGACGCAUGGAGCCGACUACCUGCGAAGGAGGAAGAGGAGGGGGAGGCGGACAAAGAGGUUCCUGCGAUGGAAUUCGAUCUGUCGCGAACAAUUUGUAUUUGCGUCGAUACGGCUUCAUCAAUAGGAAAUUCUUUGGAGUCAGUGAAGAAGGCGCUAGGCGAAUUCCGGUGCAUGUUCGAGCUUAUAAAUGUGCGGGUCUCGGUGCUCUUCUACGGCGACUUCCAGAGUGUAAAGGAUCAAAAUGUGACACGACUGCUCUUUCUAGAGCGCAAUUUCAUGCGGCGGAAGGCCUUCAACGACGAGUUCGACAGGCCGCCUCCUGUCCUUUCGCCUGAAGGGGAGAUGAAGACUCCUGCCGGAAAUUAUGAAGGACAACAAGUAAGUAGCUGUCGCUUCUUCCGCGACGUCUGCAUCAGGAGGUGCGAAGUCUUCUGGCGAAGAUCGCCAAUUGGAAAGUUUGAGGCAUGCCGACGUGCCCGCACACCGCACUGCCUGCGCCACUUUAGACGAAAUGUUCGCGGUCGUUCAAGAUUAUCGGCUAGCUGCCAACGGAGAAGGAGAAGACGAUCCUGA